This is a messenger RNA of Cladocopium goreaui, 4242 nucleotides long. The record is from the annotation of a GenBank genome assembly. Lineage: Eukaryota; Dinophyceae; Suessiales; Symbiodiniaceae.
AUGCUGCUAACCCUCCUUGCCCUUCAGUGUUUCGUCACUGGGGCCACCGCCAUGAAUGGGAGUCUCGCCUCCCAGGGGAGUUUCGCCUCUCCUGAUGCCCUGCAUGAUGAUGUGAUGAAUGGGAGUGACGUCUCCCCAAUUCGCGACAAUGCAACCGUUCCAAAAGUAUAUGAAAGGCAACUCAUGCCUCUGCCGAAGCUGAAGUGGAUCAGUGGUCCGGUGUCUCGUCACCGGGUCCACACGAUCGUGAUGCUGACCGUCACCUUGACGGGCGGUACUGCCCGCCUACCACCGAGGUGGGAACCAGGAUCCAACACAUCCUUCAGAGCGUGGACUCAGGACUUGAUGUUGUGGAGCAUCUCUUCAGAUGCUGAGCCGCACCAACAGUGCGCCCUGGUCAUCUCACAGCUUGGCGGUGCUGCCCGUGAAGUUGCGAGGACCAUGUCACCAGCCGAGGUGAUGAAUGGAGGAGUUGUGAAUGGACAACACCUGGAUCCUCUUAGCUAUCUCAUCCACGGCCUCAGUAGCCGCUUCGGACCACUCGAUGACGAAGUGCGGUUGCGAAGCGCACAGGAUUUACUAUCCUUCAGCAGGAGGACGGGCGAGUCAACCGACACGGUGUUGUCAAGGUUUGACAUAGUCAGACAACGUGCCCGUGCCGAUGGCGGGGGAGCCACAGUGAGCACCGAGACGGCAGCGCUCAUUCUGCUGAGAGCUGUUGGUGCCAAUCAUACCCAGUUCCAACAGUUGACACAGCCUUUCGGCUAUAGGUUGCCAUCCACGGAACAGGAAUUCUUGCACAUGACAAGCGCCAUCAGACGGCUUGGACACAUAGUGGAAAGCCAUCGUGACAACAUUGCCUCAACCUUGAGAGGCAAUCAGGGGUCGAAUCAUUACUGGGCAGGUGCGUCCCCCAGUGAUGAGACAGGCCCGAACCAAGAAGAUGGCCAAGAAGCUGACGGUGCCGAUGCAGGUGGAAACUGGUCCUACCUCACGAACAAUGGUGAGUCGGACACAGACAGUGCCACAUCCAGCGACAACAACUCGCUGAUGGACAUCUCAGGCCUCAAUGGAAUGUCCUCGUUCCAAGUGGAUGAAUACCUGUUUGGCAGGUACCAACAUGCCAAGAAGAGAUGGCGAAGGUUCACUGGCAAGCCUGUUAGAGCACUUCGACGCGUGCUGCGUCGCAAAGGCAAGGGCAAAGGCAGUAAAGGAGGCCUUGGACAUGCCUAUGUCAACAUCAACGAGACGCUGCAGCAAAGUCCUUCUACAAGGGGAAGGGAAAAGGAGGCAAGAGCAGCGGGAAGGGAUUUGGCAGAAGCAUCUGCCAAUCUCAGUACCACCUCCGUGCAAGAUGCCCACAGAGGAGUGACGCCUCCCAGCCAGCAGCAGCGGCCACAAGUUCCGUUGGCCAGAUCCACCAUACGUCGCAGGCAAACCAAGCGAGCCGCCCAGCCUGGAAGUGAACAGUCUUGGAGUCGUAUCGGCACUCCAAGAGAAGAUGGUGGAAAUCAGGAGGGACAGCAGCAAAGCCAAGAAGGAGUGUCGACUCCUAAUGCAGCCAAUGCGCGACCCGGUGACAGAACUCCUGAGGUGUAUCACAUGACACCAGACCCUCUGCAGGAGAACGAUCCGUGGCGGACAUGGAUGACAGCUGAACGCCCGCAAGGAUCAGCAAGUAACCCAAUUCAGCCAGCGCCAUCGCACUGGCAAGGUCCAGCUGCAUCGACGCUGGACCCCGGAAUAUCGGUUCCUGCAUGGCACGUGCCGGAUGUGAGAUCCUUUCUGGAAGCCUCAGGACUGUCUACCACCAGACCAAUGGUGGGGAGUGGCACUGAGCAAAUGGUCUUGCCGCCGGUGCCGACAGCAUACACCGCCGCAACUCAGGCCCUGCAGGCAAUGGUUGAACCGGCACUUAGUGGAGGAGCAGUUGCAUCAGAAGCCGCUGGUCUCUUCACUCAGGUCCAUGCUGGGAGACAGGAGCGGCGACGUGAGAGUCGCAGUCACCGUGAACAGCAAGAAGAACAACAAGAGCCCGAACCUCAAGCUGCGCAGACCAGGGAGUCUCGCCCCCGCGGCGAUGGAGGCCUGGAGGUGUACCAAGACACCUGCACAAUCUGCCUGAACCGGUUUGCGGCAGAGGAUCACUGUUGCAGACUGCAGUGUCGACACGUUUUCCACUGUGUCUGCGUGGGUGAGUACCUUCAGCACAACGCACCCAUAGGCGAAGGAGACAUCCGCCUGGUAUGCCCCAACUGCAGGGAAGACACUCAGGUCGAUCGUUCGUGGGUGCAGCCGACCUUCAACCUCCAUGCGCAGCCCACAGUUGAGGAGCAACUGAAUGAAGCCGUCCAGACCCCAGUUCCGUCUGAGGCAAGUGCAGUAUCUGCUGAAGAAUAUGUGACGCCGGACAAUAUCCGGUCGUAUCCAUGGUGGCCAAUCCCCGAAACAAAUCCACCAACACCAGCCGAUGCAACUGAGUCCAGCCAUGGGUACCAUUCGACUGUCAGGUGCGACGAUGGUCAGUUGGGCCUUCUGGUCGACCCAGGCAGCUAUGGGAAUCUCGCGGGAAGCGGAUGGGUUGAGGAGGUGGAAAAGACCCUCCAAAGCCAAGGAAAGACCGCAUCACGAGAAACCCGCAGUGCACCCCUUCGCGUCGGUGGUGUCGGCAAGGGAAGCCAAAACUGUCGGGAAGACGUGGUCAUUCCGUUGGCCAUCCCAAGAUCCGAUGGGACAGUGAAAGGUGGCACCUAUUCUGCCCCGGUCAUCGAAGGGUCAAAUGCACCAGCCCUAUUGGGCCUGAAGUCCUUGACACAGCACAGGGCAGUCCUCGACCUGGUGUCCAACCAGCUACACUUGCUGGGGCCAGGAGAGUCCCGCUUCGAACUGGCAGAAGGGACAGAGACCUUUAAUUUGACCCGGGCAGCCACUGGACACCUGCUGUUGCCUUUCCAAGAGUUCUCACGUCUUGCGAGUGGGUCUCAGGGAGUGCGCCAUCUGUUCAGUGAGGAGGGCAUCCACGAGUCAGGGUACAUGACCACUGUCAAGACCGAGCAAUGCAAACAGGAGCCGACCAACACCCCGGAAGAUGCAGACAGAGCGUCAGAGCCUGCUGCAGCAAGUCCGGUCGAGCCCAGCAUUGCAGUUGCAUCCGAUGCACCUGAGGAGAACCAGGAAGGUCAGAGCAGAGAGGCAGAUUCCCAAGCGCCGACGUCACCAGCUGACGAACCAGCCCCGGAGGCAGGAGAGACUGUGACGCCAGUCCCUGCCGCUGAGGCCGAAGAAGCCAAGAGCAGCAGUCCGGAAGUGACAGCUGCAAACGAGGCUGUUCCGCCAGUCUCUGUUGAAGCAACAGCCGAGCCCAAGGCAGAGCCCGCAAGCCGUCACACAGGUGACUUCAAGAAUCUGAUCUUGGACGAGAUCGCAGACCGCGAAGGAUACCCCGAAGAAAAGGAGCUGACCAGGGAUCCAAGUGGGGCUCGCUCACGCCGUGGCAGGCGGCGCCGCCGGAAGAGACGCUGUGAAGCAGAAGAGGAAGAAGACCCGGCGGGGUCGCCCGACGAAGAGGGCCGCGGACGAAGACGAAAACGGUCACCUGUCUCGCCAGGUGCCGUUCCAAGGGAGACAAAACGAUGGGCAUCCCAAGGGUCCCAGACUAGCCAUGAGGAAGGGGUCGAAAGAGCGCCAAGCUCAGCAACUGACCAAACGUCAGCAUAUGACACUGACCGUGGAAGUGUGGUGCUUACACCACGUCGUGAGGGGCCAAUUGACAAAUCAUAUGUGGCGUUGCCUUCGGAGACGAUCACACCCAAGAGUGGAUCAGCAAGCAGCAGUGCACGCCCUGCUGAAGUGGCCAAAGCAUGCGAGUCCGUGGCAGCGCAACUGCCCAAGGAGCGCGGUGCAGGUAAGUCAAGCCCACCGCUGCCGCCUCCACCGCGGCGGUUGGUGACGAGGGAAGAUGAUGGCCAAGAGUAUGAGGUGGUGAGAGGGGAGCGACUGCCGCCGCCGCCGCCGCCGCGGCCGAAGCGACUCCUCCAGCCACCACCAGAGCCAAAGAAUCCGCCAACGGCCAAGACUGGAGCUGCAGGAGCUCGACCCUUGCAGCGCGGAACCGAUGCUGAGAUCGCGAAAGCUGAAGCACACCUCACAGAGGUGAUGGCGAACCCAAGUGCGACUCGCACAGCCAAGCGCAAGGCGCGAAGAGAGGUGCGUCAAGCCAGAGGCGAGCCGCCUCCCAGUUGA